Messenger RNA from Aspergillus novofumigatus IBT 16806, 1965 nucleotides. It is a transcript of the gene bgt2, whose product is annotated as GPI-anchored beta-1,3-endoglucanase EglC. Gene Ontology annotation, cellular component: cell surface; fungal-type cell wall; extracellular region. Gene Ontology annotation, biological process: carbohydrate metabolic process; cell wall organization. The coding region runs from base 225 to 1604 and encodes 459 amino acids. NCBI's taxonomy places the organism in Eukaryota, Fungi, Ascomycota, Eurotiomycetes, Eurotiales, Aspergillaceae. The transcript has 2 exons. Gene Ontology annotation, molecular function: 1,3-beta-glucanosyltransferase activity; glucan endo-1,3-beta-D-glucosidase activity. The record is from RefSeq and is a predicted model, not a curated record.
CUGCUGUCCAUUUCCCUCUAUUAUCAUCUAUCUCUCUUCUUCUCAUCUGCUUUUGUUGUAUUCAACUGGAACUUGGUCUUAGUCUUUGACAUCCAAUGUUCAAUUCAUUCGUUCUCUCCCUCUAAGUUCAUCCUUCUUUAUUGACUUUGACAUAACUUACGUUCUUUAAUCAACGUCUGCACCUUUCUUUUCUACACACUUUCGUUUUCAGAACCUUCAACAAGAUGCAAUUCACACAGCUCGUUGCGCUUGCUCUGGCGCUCGCUACCUCCGAGGCCGCUCACCAAGGCUUCAACUAUGGCAAUACCAAGUCCGAUGGCAGCGCCAAGUCCCAGUCUGACUUCCAGUCCGAAUUCUCGACAGCCAAGAACCUGGUGGGCACUUCCGGCUUCACCAGUGCCCGCUUGUACACCAUGAUUCAAGGAGGCACCGCCAACACCCCCAUUGCUGCUAUCCCUGCCGCCGUCGCCGAGGAAACCUCCCUUCUGCUUGGCCUGUGGGCUUCCGGUGGAAACUUCGCCAACGAAAUCGCUGCCCUCAAGACCGCCAUUGCCGAUUACGGAGAUGAUUUGGCCAACCUGGUCGUCGGUAUUUCUGUCGGCAGUGAGGAUCUGUACCGUAACUCGGUCGACGGGGUCAAGGCCAAUGCUGGCCUCGGCGCCAACCCGGAUGAGAUCGUCUCGUACAUCAACCAGGUCCGUUCCACCAUUGCCGGCACCAAGCUGAGCGGUGCCCCCAUCGGCCACGUCGAUACCUGGACCGCCUGGGUCAAUGGUUCCAACUCGGCUGUCAUUGAUGCCUGCGACUGGCUGGGUUUCGAUGGCUACCCGUACUUCCAGAACACCAUGGCCAACUCCAUCUCCGAUGCCAAGGCUCUGUUCGACGAAGCUGUGGCCAAGACCGAGGCUGUCGCCAAGGGCAAGGAGGUCUGGAUUACUGAGACUGGCUGGCCCGUCAGCGGCAAGACCGAGAACCUUGCCGUUGCCAACCUCGCCAACGCCAAGACCUACUGGGACGAGGUGGGAUGCCCCCUGUUCGGCAAGACGAACACCUGGUGGUACAUCCUGCAGGAUGCCAACCCGGUGACCCCCAACCCCAGCUUCGGUAUCGUCGGCAGCACUCUGAGCACCACUCCUCUCUUUGACCUGUCCUGCUCCGCUUCUUCCUCCGCUGCCGCUUCCUCCACCGCUGGCCCUCGGCCUCCUCCGUGGCCGUCGGCAAGGCCGCUGGUUUCGCUACCGCUGCCGCUUCCUCCGGCUCGGCUGGCUCUGCUAAGCCCACCUUCACCGUUGGCAAGGCACCCGGUGGCUCCUACAACGGGACCGGCUUUUGGAACUCUACCUCGUCGGCCCGUCCCUCUAGCAGCGCCAUCUCCGGUUCCUCUUCUGGCUCCUCUUCCUCUGGCUCUUCCGGCUCCUCUGGCUCCGGUGCCUCCGGUGCCUCCGGUGCCUCCGGCCAGUCCUCUUCCUCCACCGGCAGCUCCUCCUCUCCUUCGUCUUCUAACAUCCUCAGCAACGCUGCCAGCGGUCUCUCGGGCUCCAUCUUCGGCGCUGUCGUUGCAACCUGCCUCGCUCUCGCUGCCCUGUAAGCGCGAGGUCCAAUGACAGUUAGCGCUACCAAUUGUCCAGAUUUGUUCUCUUGAUGAAAGCACGUUCUACUGCGGCGCUAGUCUUUUUUCAUUCAUUUUUGCUGUAUACUAAAGACUCUCGUUCAGCCAAAUAGACCAAGAUAAUAGACCAACUAUAUUCAGUCUUGGACUAGUAACGGCAGCCUGGCAGUACUAUUGAUCCAACGUCGUCCAGGAAGUAGGGACAUCUGGAUGGUAGCUCCAUUAAUGACUCGCCUCAACCUUAGCUACGCACAUAGCACUGUAGUCAGUAUGAUCCGUAGAUUUUGUGAUUUAUUGUCUCCUUAGGUUUAGGUGAAAUACAAACUGCACUCUACGACAUCUUGAACAUUGUCCCC